This is a messenger RNA of Ipomoea nil (Japanese morning glory), 687 nucleotides long. Its product is annotated as putative late blight resistance protein homolog R1A-3. NCBI's taxonomy places the organism in Eukaryota, Viridiplantae, Streptophyta, Magnoliopsida, Solanales, Convolvulaceae. Gene Ontology annotation, biological process: defense response to other organism. Bases 1 to 687 code for a protein of 228 amino acids. The transcript has a single exon. The record is from RefSeq and is a predicted model, not a curated record. Gene Ontology annotation, molecular function: ADP binding.
AUGGUCGGAUGCCAUGAGGUAGUGUUCAAGAAGAUAUUGGAUCAGCUCACGCCAAAAUCAACUAAGAGGAGCAGAAAAGUUGUUUCGAUUGUUGGCAUGGGAGGAAUCGGCAAGACCACUUUAGCACACAAAGUCUAUGAACAUCCAUCAAUUACUUUUCAUUUCGACAAGCGAGCAUGGGUCACUAUAUCCCAAGGGUAUAGCGUGGAACAAAUGCUCCGAUGUCUUAUUGGUUGUGUUACUAAAGCAUCAAGUGAUGAACUCGAUGAACAGAGCACUGGCCAAGACCAAUUAGCUGAUUGUCUGCAUAAACACCUGAUUGAGCAGAGAUAUUUGAUAGUGAUAGAUGAUAUAGGGAGCACUUCUACUUGGGAUAGUGUGCAAAGAUGCUUUCCAGAUGAUAAUAAUGGAAGUUGUAUACUAUUGACUUCUCGGUACAAAAAGGUGGCUAAAUAUUCUAGCUCAGGUAACUUUAUCAUUAACAUGCCUUUCUUAAAUGAUGAUGAAAGUUGGAGUCUCUACUGCAAAGUGUUUGGUAAAAUUGAAUUUCCUCCAAAGUUUGAGCAAAUUGGUAGAGACAUAGUGAAUAAAUGUAAAGGAUUACCUCUAGCUAUUACUGUAGUAGCUAGUCUCUCUCCAAGACAAAGGAGGUGGAAGAAAAGUGGGAGAAUGUUGCAAGAAGUAUAA